This is a messenger RNA of Drosophila teissieri, 1572 nucleotides long. RefSeq lists its product as uncharacterized. The record is from RefSeq and is a predicted model, not a curated record. The coding region runs from base 253 to 981 and encodes 242 amino acids. The transcript has 3 exons. NCBI's taxonomy places the organism in Eukaryota, Metazoa, Arthropoda, Insecta, Diptera, Drosophilidae. Gene Ontology annotation, cellular component: mitochondrion.
AUCGAAAGCCGAUAACCCGAUGACUGCAGCAGGCCAGGUGAAAUCAGAAGAUAUUUAAUAAACUUCAUUGAGCCGGCUCUGCGUGGGAACGUGCGUGUGAAAUAGUCGGGAGAAUAGCCCGGAGAAGCUGACGAAGCAACUGGUGAAUCUUGAGUCGCUGCUAGCAGUAGAAGCGAACCCUCUGCGAAGACCAGCCGUGCACGUUGCACAUUGCUUAAUUUCUGGACGGGAUUGUCCAAUCCAGUGUCAACCAUGGCAACAGUGGCCCUACUGUCGCGGCAGCGCUUGCUCGCCUGCUCCUUGCGGCUGUUUGGUGGCGCCCACUCGAGGUGCCUGUCGGCGAUGUCCGGGAACAGGACAACCAGUCUGGCUAGCGAUUCCUGGGCUCUCGCGAGUCGCCGAAACCUGCUCCUGCCCACCGUCACCAUCCGCUUCAACCACAAGUCGGCGAAUCCAGCGGCGGCGGCGGCACCAGCGCCCGCGGUUAACGACCCGUCCGCCGGCGACAAGGAUGUGAGGGCCACCAAUAGCACCACCUCCAGCGACCUCUUUGGCGAGGCGGCUAACAUGGGUCUGUUCGCCAAGUUCAAGCACAUGUACAAACAGUACUGGUAUGUGCUCAUUCCGGUGCACGUGCUCACGUCGGUGGGUUGGUUUGGAGGCUUCUACUACCUGUCCAAAAGUGGCGUCGAUGUGCCCGCUUUGCUGCAGUACGUUCACUUGAGCGAGAACAUCAUUGAGAAGGUGCAGGGCUCGGAUAUGGGCCACUACGCCAUCGCCUAUCUCUGCUAUAAAGUGGCCACCCCCCUGCGCUACGCCCUUACUCUGGGUUGCACCACCGUAUCCAUUAAGUACCUGGUGCAGCACGGCUACAUCAAGCCCAUGCCCACCAAGAGCGAGCUAAUCAAGAUGUACGAGGACAAGAAGGCCACUCGAGCCAGCGCUAAGGCAGACAAGGCAGAGAAGGACGAGAGUAAAUGAUCCUCGGCCACGGGCGAGGACAUCUCCACUUCGGCGGUGUCGUUGCCUUUGCCGCAGUCACAAGAUCCUAAACCGCCGCCACCGCUGCUGCCACUGUCAAUGCCCCAAAGGAUCGGCGACCAGCAGCGACCGGCCGCCGGCGAGCGGCGAGCAGUUGACCUGUUGUCUUUUUUGUUAAACUGCCGCCGUUCUUGCUGGCACUGGUGCUCAACGAACAUAACUCUUGUCCGGAAUCAUAGUCGAUCGCAGAAGCAGCAGCCGCCGCACUGAGCUACCGAUGCAUAAACGCCCACUACCACAGUCACAGUUAAAUACCCGCCAUCCCAACCACCCCACCCAUCCCACGUAUUCAGAUACAGAUACUCUUGGAGUUGCAUAUGUACUUUGCCUAUAGUUUCUGCUGCAGUUACUAAACCGCUGGACGUCCUCAAUAAGAAACCAAAACAUAUUUCACAAAGAAACCCAAAACACAGAGCCGCAGGACGUGGAGUUCAGUAGUAGUUAUUUAUAGAUAUAUUUUGUAAAUGUGAGAAUGUUGUCGCAAACAAUAACAACCUAACUUUUAAAUUAAAAUAAAAAUAAAGUGAAGCA